AUGGACCGCCUCGCGGCAGCGCGCCGCUCGCCAUUUCGUCGCGGCGGUUACGCCCACCCAGACACGGAGCGCGGGCCGGCCGCGCCCACUUGUUGCUGCUCGCCCUUCGGCUGGCAGGGGAGCCUCAAGACCCUCCCAGCCACCUGCAACGCCCUCGCCAGACGCUCUGCUGCCCAAAGGCCCAAAGCCCACAGCCAACCACAGGCUGCAAUAACGGAGAGCCGCAUUCUGUACGACAUUCCUUGCAAGGUGUGCCAGGACCACUCGUCGGGAAAACACUACGGGAUCUUCGCGUGUGAUGGGUGCGCCGGUUUCUUCAAGCGGUCUAUCCGGCGCGCGCGCCAGUACGUCUGCAAGGCGAAGGCGGAAGGUUCCUGCGUCGUGGAUAAGACGCGCCGCAACCAGUGCCGCGCCUGCCGACUCCACAAGUGUCUCCAGGCCGGCAUGAACAAGGACGCGGUGCAGCACGAGCGCGGGCCGCGCAACUCGACGCUGCGGCGCCAGCUGGCUCUCUACCUCAAGGAGCCGGCCCAGGGGCAGUGCUCGCCCCCGCCGCCCCCGCCUCCCCUGCUGCCGCCGACGUUCCCCCUGCGCUCUGUGGAGGCUGUCUGCGAGUCCGCGGCGCGUCUGCUCUUCAUGAACGUUCAGUGGGCCAAGAGCGUCACCGCCUUCACUGCGCUGCCCAUGAAUGACCAGCUGCUGCUGCUGGAGGAGAGCUGGCGAGACCUGUUCGUGGUGGGCGCGGCGCAGCUGAUGCUGCCUCUGGACGUGUCGCAGCUCGCGGCGCUGCUGGGCUCCAGCAGGUCCCUGGCGCUGCUGCACCAGCUCAGGCUCUUCCAGGAGGCUCUCCUCAGGUUCGCCCACAUGGCCGUCGACGCGCACGAGUACGCCUGCCUCAGGGCCAUCGUCCUCUUCAAGACAGUGCUGGAGACCCCGGGCCGGCGGCUGGAGGCUCCAGAGGCGGUGUGCGCGCAGCAGGAGGCGCAGCAGCGCGCGCUGGGCCGCUACACCGCCCUCGCCAGGCCUCAGCAGCCCUUCCGGCUGGGGAAGCUACUGCUGCUGCUACCCGCCGUCCGCCAGGUGGCGCCCGACACCAUCGAGGAGCUUUUCUUCCGCUCCACCAUCGGCAACAUCCCCAUCCACCGCAUCAUCUGCGACAUGUACCGCACCGGCGCCGGCGCCGACCCCGCCGUCCCACACACUCUGCCCGCAGCCUCUCCGGAGCUCUGA
This is a messenger RNA of Schistocerca piceifrons (Central American locust), 1230 nucleotides long. It is a transcript of the gene tll, whose product is annotated as nuclear receptor subfamily 2 group E member 1. The transcript has 8 exons. The record is from RefSeq and is a predicted model, not a curated record. NCBI's taxonomy places the organism in Eukaryota, Metazoa, Arthropoda, Insecta, Orthoptera, Acrididae. Gene Ontology annotation, molecular function: nuclear receptor activity; zinc ion binding; RNA polymerase II cis-regulatory region sequence-specific DNA binding. Gene Ontology annotation, biological process: positive regulation of transcription by RNA polymerase II; anatomical structure development; cell differentiation. The coding region runs from base 1 to 1230 and encodes 409 amino acids.